AUGUCGAUUGUUUCAUCUGAUCAAAAACACAAGACGAUUUCACCUUAUGAUCUCACAUCGAACGAUAACCCAGGAGCCGUAAUCUCACAACCCCAACUCAAUGGUUUGAACUACGACGAAUGGGCUAUCAACUUCCGUAUGGCUCUCAGCUCUCGGAAGAAGUUUGGGUUCCUUGAUGGGAGUAUUCCUAGACCAGAAACAGGAUCUCCUCAUCUCGAAGAUUGGGUAGCGAAUAAUCAUCUACUGGUCGGAUGGAUUAAACUGACGAUCGAACCAAAGAUACGUUCUACGAUCUCCACACGAGAGAUUGCUAAAGAUUUGUGGGAUAUCAUAAAGAAGCGGUUCUCGAUCAAAAGUGGCGCUCGCCUACAACAACUUCGGAACUCGCUAGCAACCUGCAAGCAGAAUGGGUCCACGGUAGAUGACUAUUUCGGACGUCUAACAAGGAUUUGGGAUGGCAUUGCAGAGUGCAUGGAAACAAAACAAUGUGUAUGUGGAAAGUGUGAAUGUGACCUCAACACAGCACACGACAAGGAAAGAGAGACUUUGAAGGUUCAUGACUUUCUGGCGGGUUUGGACGAUUCCGUUCAUGGGGUUAUUAGAUCCCAACUGUGCGCUAUCACACCUCUGCCAGACCUUGAUAGUGUCUAUCAGACGAUAGUGCAGAAUGAAACAAUACAUGCGGCUGUAUCUCCUGAUGUCCCUGACCGCAGUACGAGGAUGCUGAUUGGAGCGGGUAAACGAGAGAGAGAGGGACUGUACCGGUUUCGUGGGUUUGAGCAAAUGACAUCUUUUCAGGCGACUGUCCAAGCAGAUUCAGUUUUGUGGCAUCAUCGAUUGGGUCAUCCAUCAUCUCAGAUUACCGGGGUUGUCUCAGGAGUUAGUAGUAGUAGUAAUGAUUUUUUACUUAAAGAUUGUGACCUUGUAUCUCAGCAGAUUCGUAACUUUCUGGUCAUGAUUGAGCGCCAGUUCUCGAAGAAGGUUAAAACUAUACGAAGUGAUAAUGGUACGGAAUUUACAUGUCUAUCACGAUUCUUUAGAGAAGAAGGAGUUAUUCAUGAGACAUCGUGUGUAUACACGCCGCAGCAGAACGGUAGAGUUGAGAGAAAGCAUCGACACAUUUUCAAUGUCGCUCGAGCACUUCGUUUUCAAGCUAAUCUAUCGAUUGAGUACUGGGGUGAGUGCGUUCUUACAGCAGGCUAUCUCAUUAAUAAGACGCCCUCAACUUUACUUGGGAAUAAGACUCCGUUCGAGAAACUCUAUGGUCAUGCUCCAGGAUACAAACACUUGAAGGUUUUUGGGUGUUUGGCGUAUGCUCAUAACCUAGAUCAUAAAGGUGACAAGUUUGAAUCUAGAAGUCGGAGGUGCAUCUUUCUAGGCUAUCCAUACGGGAAGAAAGGGUGGAAACUGUUUGAUUUAGAACGACAACGUGUUUUCACAUCUCGUGAUGUUGUCUUUCACGAGAAGACAUUUCCGUUUGCGAGUAAUGUACACUCCCCAUUGUUGAAUGAACAAUCUUUAUUGCCUCCGGUGAUGGCACAGACUGAAGGUGUAUUGGACUCUGCAGACGUUACCUAUGACUCUGACUCAGCGAAUGAGAAUACUGAGACAGUUGAAGUAGAUGUCACACAUGAUACGGAGCAGGUAGCUCCAGUUACUGAGACAAACAUGCCCCCAAUAACAGACAAUGCUGAGAAUGUGGAAGUAGCUCCCGCAGAUGAAUCACUUGGUCGUGGUCGUCGAACUAAGACUCGGAAUGUGAAGCUCCGUGAUUUUAUUGUUGAUACUAUUCCAUCUUCUUCUCCCUCGUCCUCUCUCGUCUCACUCUCACCUGCUCCUCAGCCUAGCUCAGGUACACCUUAUCCCAUCGCUAACUAUGUUUCUUGUGAUAGAUUCUCACCUACUCAUCAACAGGUUUUGAUGGCUUUUUCGAAUAAUAUUGAAACAAAGAAGUUUUGA
Brassica oleracea var. oleracea is the source of this 1959-nucleotide messenger RNA. RefSeq lists its product as uncharacterized. The transcript is spliced from 3 exons. Lineage: Eukaryota; Viridiplantae; Streptophyta; Magnoliopsida; Brassicales; Brassicaceae. Gene Ontology annotation, biological process: DNA integration. The record is from RefSeq and is a predicted model, not a curated record. The coding region runs from base 1 to 1959 and encodes 652 amino acids. Gene Ontology annotation, molecular function: nucleic acid binding.